AUGUUCCUACCCGCUGGGCUAAGCUGCCAGGUUGAUCGUCAGUCUCCGUAUGUCCAGGGCUACCGCCUUUUUUACCGCCCCAGUGGGGGAACCUGGCUCCUUCAAGAUAUUAACUCCCCCUCAGAGCGGAGCACCGUCCUCAGCAACUUGCUUAAAGGAACGGAGUAUGAGUUAAAGAUUCGCCCAUAUUUUGAUGAAUUCCAAGGCCGGGACAGCCGCACAUUGCUGGUUCGAACCACAGAAGAAGUCCCCAGUGCCCCACCCAGAGAGGUUACAGUGAAGCCAAGCAACAGCUCCAGCAUCAGUGUCUCCUGGGAUCCCCCACCCAGCGAGAUGCAGAAUGGCGUCAUCCAGGAGUACAGGGUGUGGUGUGUUGGCAGCGGCGGUGACAACCAGAUGUUCAACAGGACUGCCUGA
Molecule: messenger RNA, 417 nt
Organism: Nematolebias whitei (Rio pearlfish)
Lineage: Eukaryota; Metazoa; Chordata; Actinopteri; Cyprinodontiformes; Rivulidae
Product: roundabout homolog 2-like
Exons: 5
Coding region: 1-417 (138 amino acids)
Biological process (GO): cytokine-mediated signaling pathway
Cellular component (GO): external side of plasma membrane; signaling receptor complex
Molecular function (GO): cytokine receptor activity; cytokine binding
Source: RefSeq, a predicted model, not a curated record